AUGGCAGGAGAAGUGCGCCAGCCCAUAGAUAUUGCCUCGUUAGAGCGGUAUAUUGAACAGAAUGUGCAGGAGCUCAAGACUCCACUCGAAUUUGGCUUCGGUCAAUCAAACCCUACCUACCUGCUGACUGCCGCCAAUCACAAACAGGUCGUUCUGCGCAAGAAGCCCCCCGGCAAGCUGGUCUCAAACGCGGCUCAUAAAGUCGAGCGCGAGUACAAAAUCAUCCGCGCAUUAAGGGAUACGGACGUACCUGUCCCCAAGGCGUACUGCCUGUGCGAAGAUUAUAGUGUCAUCGGCACGCCCUUCUACAUCAUGGAGUUUCUAGAUGGGCGGCAUUUAACCGACCCAGCGAUGCCAGGCGUGAGCGGAAAGGAGAGGAAGGCACUCUGGAAGAACGCGGUGCAAACCCUCGCCAAGAUCCACAGUGUGAACCCCAAAGCCGUCGGCCUCGAAAACUUUGGCAAGCCGGCAGGUUUCUUUGAGCGCCAAAUCGCAACCUUCACCACAAUCUCCAAAGUGCAAGCAACAGUCGCUGACGCGGAUACAAAGGAACCUGUCGGCGAACUCCCCCACUUCAAUGACAUGGUCACCUUCUUCUCGCAAAGGAGCACACAACCACUUGACCGAGGCACCCUCGUACACGGCGACUACAAAAUCGAUAACCUGAUAUUCCACAAGACUGAGCCGCGCGUGAUCGGAAUCUUAGACUGGGAAAUGGCGACCGUAGGACACCCGCUCUCCGACUUCUGCAAUCUAACAGGCCCGUAUAUAAUGGACGGGGCGGAUAGCCAGCGGUCGCAAUUCGCGCCAGGGGUAGUUCCGGAGCUACCGCGGCGCGAGGACUGCAUUGGCUGGUACGCUGAGAAGUCCGGGUACGACGUGAGCUCGGACAUCGCGUGGGGUGAUGCGUUCUUUGCAUUCCGGAGCUCUGUGAUUAUGCAGGGCAUUGCAGCCCGGUUUGCUAGGGGGCAGGCUAGCAGUGCGCGGGCGCGGGAUUAUGCGAAUAGGGCGAAGCCGUUUGCUGAGGGGGCUUGGGAGAUGGUUAGGGCUCUAAGAAGGGUUUCUGGGGUGAAGUUGUAA
Molecule: messenger RNA, 1080 nt
Organism: Aspergillus puulaauensis
Lineage: Eukaryota; Fungi; Ascomycota; Eurotiomycetes; Eurotiales; Aspergillaceae
Product: phosphotransferase family protein
Exons: 3
Coding region: 1-1080 (359 amino acids)
Biological process (GO): protein phosphorylation
Molecular function (GO): protein kinase activity
Source: RefSeq, a predicted model, not a curated record